Danio rerio (zebrafish) is the source of this 452-nucleotide messenger RNA. It is a transcript of the gene ctxn1, whose product is annotated as cortexin 1. NCBI's taxonomy places the organism in Eukaryota, Metazoa, Chordata, Actinopteri, Cypriniformes, Danionidae. The record is from RefSeq and is marked validated. Gene Ontology annotation, cellular component: membrane.
UUUGCUCUCCAUGUGAUUGAUCUCAGUGCGAUGCAGUGGAAACUGGAGGAAUUUUAAGGUGAUCUCAUGUGGUUUUCCUGAACUGAAGAUGAGUGGAAGUCCUCUGAUGGAGUACAAUCUGCCGUCAUCUCUGGCCCCUGUUUCGGACCCCGGGGCCACCGCAGGCCUCCUGCUGGCUCCAGACAGCGAGCAGGGCACGGCGCUCUGUUUUGUGGGUCUCCUGCUGCUGUUUUUGGUGUUUUUACUGGUGCGCUGUUUCCGGAUUCUCUUGGACCCGUAUAGCAGCAUGCCGUCCUCAUCGUGGUCAGAUCAUAAAGACGGACUGGAGAGAGGACAGUUCGAUUAUGCACUGGUGUAGAGGCUGCUCAGGCAGAGAAAUUAAAAACCAAAUCCUGUCCAGAGCAUAUUUUACCUCCAAAGAAAAAAGGUACAUUUUAAUUGUCACCAUUUGU